Conger conger (European conger) is the source of this 3421-nucleotide messenger RNA. Its product is annotated as ephrin type-A receptor 5. Gene Ontology annotation, cellular component: plasma membrane; neuron projection. Gene Ontology annotation, biological process: axon guidance; protein phosphorylation; cell surface receptor protein tyrosine kinase signaling pathway. Gene Ontology annotation, molecular function: transmembrane-ephrin receptor activity; ATP binding; protein binding. The transcript has 17 exons. The record is from RefSeq and is a predicted model, not a curated record. NCBI's taxonomy places the organism in Eukaryota, Metazoa, Chordata, Actinopteri, Anguilliformes, Congridae. Bases 22 to 2913 code for a protein of 963 amino acids.
UUAUUGGACUCGCGAUCAGUAAUGGGCGACCUGGGAUGGAUAGCCUAUCCAAAGAACGGGUGGGAAGAGAUCGGAGAAGUCGAUGAGAACUACGCUCCCAUUCACACAUACCAGGUGUGCAAGGUGAUGGAACACAACCAGAACAACUGGCUCCAGACCAGCUGGAUUCUGAAUGAAGGGGCACAAAGGAUCUUUGUGGAGCUGAAGUUCACUCUGCGGGACUGCAACAGCCUGCCCGGAGGUCUGGGGACCUGCAAGGAGACCUUCAAUGUCUACUUCUUCGAGUCGGACGAGGAGGAGGACAUGGACGUGCGGGAGAGCCAGUACUCAAAGAUCGACACGAUCGCGGCGGACGAAAGCUUUACCGAGCUGGACCUGGGUGACCGGGUGAUGAAGCUCAACACCGAGCUGCGGGACGUGGGACCUUUGACCCGGAAGGGCUUCUACUUGGCCUUCCAGGAUGUGGGAGCCUGCAUAGCUCUGGUGUCCGUGCGGGUCUUUUAUAAGAAGUGCCCCUCGGCUGUCAGAAACCUGGUCCUGUUCCCGGAUACCGUAACCGGGGCAGAUUCCUCCCAGCUGCUGGAGGUCUCAGGCACCUGCGUCAACAACUCUAUGGCUGAGGACCUUCCCAGGAUGCACUGCAGUGCUGAGGGGGAGUGGCUGGUUCCCAUUGGGAAGUGUGUGUGCCAGGCAGGCUAUGAGGAAGUGAACGACACCUGUCAAGUCUGCCAGCCUGGAUUCUUCAGAUCAUCUGUUCAGAGUCUAAGCUGCAGCAAGUGCCCUCCAUACAGCUACACCAAACUGGAGGCAUCUACAGCCUGCCAGUGUGAGGACGACUAUUAUCGGAUGGAAACUGAUCCACCCAACAUGGCGUGCACAAAGCCCCCCUCCGCCCCCCGGAACGCCAUCUCCAACGUGAACGAGACCAGCGUGCUGCUGGAAUGGGUGGGGCCGGAGGAGACGGGCGGCAGGAAGGACGUGCGCUAUAACAUACUGUGCAGGAAGAUGGCGGCGGACUGGAGCCGGUACGAGGAGUGCGGGGGCCAGGUGCGCUACCUGCCCCAGCGGCAGGGCCUGCGGAACAGCUCUGUCAUGGUGGCCGACCUGCUCGCCCACACCAACUACACCUUCCUGGUGGAGGCCGUCAACGGAGUCUCCCAUCUCACCUCCCUGCCACGCCCGUCUGUUUCUCUCAACGUCACCACUAACCAGGCUGCUCCGUCCCCGGUCAGCGUGGUUAGGAAGGGCAAAACGGCGAAAAACAGCAUCGCCGUGUCAUGGCUGGAACCCGACCGGCCCAACGGGAUCAUCCUGGAGUACGAGAUUAAAUACUUUGAAAAGGACCAGGAGACCAGCUACACCAUCAUCAAGUCACGGGAGACGCAGGUCCUGGCCGACGGCCUGAAGCCCUCCUGCGUGUACGUGUUUCAGAUCCGCGCGCGCACCUCCGCGGGAUACGGCGGGUUCAGCCGGCGCUUUGAGUUCCAGACCAGCCCCUUCCUAGUAGCUGCAUCCAGUGACCAGAGCCAGGCUCCCAUUGUGGCUGUGUCUGUCAUCGUAGGAGUCAUUCUGCUGGCCCUCGUCACAGGCUUCCUGCUGAGCGGACGUCGUCUGGCAGUUGGAGGGUUGCCGGUUCGAUCCCCCACCCGGGCUGUUCGCUGUGGCUACAGUAAGGCUAAACAGGAUCCUGAUGAGGAGAAGAUGCACUUUCACAAUGGCCACAUAAAAUUCUCGGGGAUACGUACUUACAUUGAUCCUCACACUUAUGAAGAUCCAAACCAAGCCGUGCACGAGUUUGCCAAGGAGAUCGACGUGUCCUGCAUCACAAUCGAGAGAGUAAUAGGAGCUGGUGAAUUUGGAGAGGUAUGCAGCGGGCCUCUCAGACUCCCUGGCAAAAGAGAGGUGUUGGUGGCCAUAAAGACCCUGAAAGCUGGAUACACUGAUAAACAGAGGCGGGAGUUCCUGGGGGAAGCCAGCAUUAUGGGCCAGUUUGACCAUCCCAACAUCAUCCACCUGGAAGGUGUGGUGACUAAAAGUAAACCGGUGAUGAUCAUAACGGAAUAUAUGGAAAAUGGAUCUCUUGACACAUUUUUGAAGAAGAACGAUGGACAGUUCACGGUGAUCCAGCUGGUGGGAAUGCUGAGGGGAAUUGCGUCCGGAAUGCGCUAUCUCUCCGACAUGGGCUACGUGCACCGAGACCUCGCCGCCCGCAACAUCCUGGUCAACAGCAACCUGGUGUGCAAGGUGUCCGACUUCGGCCUGUCCCGAGUCCUGGAGGAUGACCCUGAGGCUGCCUACACAACACGGGGGGGUAAGAUUCCCAUCAGGUGGACAGCGCCUGAGGCGAUAUCCUUCCGGAAGUUCACCUCCGCCAGCGAUGUCUGGAGCUACGGCAUCGUCAUGUGGGAGGUGAUGUCGUACGGUGAGAGACCCUACUGGGAAAUGAGCAACCAGGAUGUGAUUAAGGCGGUGGAGGACAGCUAUCGGCUUCCUGGGCCCAUGGACUGCCCUGCUGCCCUGUACCAGCUCAUGAUGGACUGCUGGCAGGACGAGCGCAGCAGCAGACCCAGGUUUGAGGAGAUCGUCUGCCUGCUCGACAAGCUCAUCCGCAACCCGUGCAGCCUCAAAGCCCUCAUUAACUCCUCAAAACGGUCUUCCAAUUUAUUAGUGGAGUACGGGGCCAUAGAGAGCAAUAUCUACCGGUCGGUCGGGGAGUGGUUAGAAGCCAUAAAGAUGGGCAGAUACACAGAGCUUUUCAUGGAAAGCGGGUACACUACUCUGGAAGUGGUGACUCAAAUGACCUCAGAUGAUCUGAGGCGGGUGGGGGUGACCCUCGCUGGGCACCAGAAGAAGAUCAUCAGCAGUAUCCAGGAGACACGAGUUCAGAUGAUGAACGCUCCGGUGCAGAUCUGACCCAGUGCUACAGUAACCCAGUACUUUUUAUCAAUAUGAACUGUACUUACUGUACGGUAAUAUUUAACAAAGGGAAUUCCCUACAAACACUGAAGAGCAAGAAGAAUCUGUGUCCGCGUACGGCUCCUCAACUUUUUAGUGUUCAGGAAGAGAAAGCAGUAUGCAUACUAUGUAGACAUUUUACAAGGGUGGCACACUCCUGGACUUGAAAGUAAUGCCACUUAAUCAGUGUGGGCUGAAUGUAGUACACUUUCUCCCAGCUCAAACAGAGGAACUGACAAGUGUUGGCAAAGCAUUUUUAGUGAUCAUCCUCAGCUUUUUAGACGUUUGCCGGAAAGGUCACUUAAAAUGGAAGACGAGGUCAUCACUCUCCUGUAUUGUGUGCGAAAGCAAACUAACUAGUUUGACUCAUAGAUGCUUGUCAGACUUCUGUGUAACCAGAUACAAUCGCAAAAGGAAUGGAGUCCUAUUGUAUAUGGGAAUGUUAAAGUCAUUGCACACUUCCACA